GUAGUAGUUGUAUUAGUAUUGGUAUUAGUAUUAGUUGAGGGCUGCAACAGUUGUAUUAGUUAUUGUAUUAGUUUGACUGAAGCAGUUGUAUUAGUAUUUGUAUUACUAUUAUUAGUAGGGCUGUAGUAGUUGUAUUUGUAUUAGUUGGGCUGCAGUAGUGUUAUUUGUAUUAGUAUGUUUUAUUUGGGAAUCAUUAGUGAUAGACCAAUAGGGUGGCUUUCUUUAACCGUGAUCCAUGGUUAAUGAGGUAGGCUAAUUGAAGCCUCGUCAUCACUAAUUCCACCUGUUGACCACCACAAGCCUGUGAGUUGGCCAAUGACGGCAUCGCCCCCUGGGACAUGACGUCUCCCUGAUGAAAGGGAUCGCCGUCUUGGACACUAAAAGUAUUCCGAUAAAACCAGCGAACCGCUUCAGACACGGACACGGAUUGCGCGCCUUUGGAGAGAAACCCGGACACCGAGACCCCAAGACCCGUUACACCGAGAGACUGAGACCCCAAGACCCAGAGGGACAGAGACCCGAGACCCGACGACACCAACGAGACCCAAAGACCCCGAGAGACCGAGACCUAAGACCCCGAGACCCCGAGAGACCAGAGCUGAGGACCAGCAGCGGAUACUAAAGGAACCGCGAUGCUGCACACCACCGGUCCGUCGCUGCUGCUGCUGCUCGCGCUGUGUGCGGGGGGGUGGUCCCAGGGGGCGUGGUCCCGCACCGUGGAUCUGCCCCCCUCCUCCAUAAGGCAGAGCCGGCACGCAGACGGCCUGUUCACCAGUGGCUACAGCAAGCUGCUGGGCCAGAUGUCAGCUCGCAGGUACCUGGAGUCCCUGAUGGGCAAGCGGCUCAGUGAUGAGGGCUUUGUGGGCGAGGCGGCCAAGCGCCACACUGACGCCAUCUUUACUGACAACUACAGCCGCUUCAGGAAGCAGAUGGCGGUGAAGAAGUACCUUACUGCCGUCCUCACAGGGAAGAGGAGUCUGGAAGACUCAACGGCCUUCCAAGAAAACUUUGAGGACAUGGAUCACCUGAUCAACCGCUAUCAGCUGCCCCUCUGAGGUCUCCAUCCCAGAAGAACACAUCUCCCUCUCUAUCUAUAUAGAUCUAUAUCCCCCUCUCUAUCUAUAUCGAUCUCCAUCUCUCUCUCUGUCCAUAUAGAUAUAUAUCUCUCUCUCUCUGUCUGUAUAUGUAUUGUAUAUGUAAUGUUUGUGUUUUCAGUCAACAAACAUGUUUACAUUGUAUAUAAAUUGGACCAUAGGAAGGUGUUGAGCGCUCAUCACGCAAAUAUUAUAUUUGAUUAUAAUAUUCGAAUAUAAAUGGUACAUCUGAUCUAUGAAUACUCAUGAGGGCACCUUACAUCAGCCUUCCAACUCUCUGGACGUCACCCUGAUAUACAUUUAGUGUAUAAUAUAUAUUUAAUAUGCUCAACAUGCUAAUACUUACCUUUCAUAUCAAUAUAUAUAAUAAUAUAUAUAUAUAUAUCAAUAUGAUGGAUGAUAUUAGUUAAAAAGUGAUAAGAAUGCAGAUGAAGCCCCUUUGUUGUUCACUGAAUUAAAGA
Molecule: messenger RNA, 1555 nt
Organism: Gadus morhua (Atlantic cod)
Lineage: Eukaryota; Metazoa; Chordata; Actinopteri; Gadiformes; Gadidae
Gene: vip
Product: vasoactive intestinal peptide
Exons: 6
Coding region: 633-1055 (140 amino acids)
Biological process (GO): regulation of protein localization; epinephrine secretion; adenylate cyclase-activating G protein-coupled receptor signaling pathway
Cellular component (GO): neuron projection; extracellular region
Molecular function (GO): peptide hormone receptor binding; neuropeptide hormone activity
Source: RefSeq, a predicted model, not a curated record